This is a messenger RNA of Fusarium tjaetaba, 786 nucleotides long. RefSeq lists its product as uncharacterized. The transcript has 3 exons. Bases 1 to 786 code for a protein of 261 amino acids. The record is from RefSeq and is a predicted model, not a curated record. Lineage: Eukaryota; Fungi; Ascomycota; Sordariomycetes; Hypocreales; Nectriaceae.
AUGAUUCCUCUCGUCUUUAUCUGGGCAGUUCUGGCUUCCGCCCAACUCCCUGUACCUAACCUAGGACCUGAACUCAGCGAAAAUAUCAACUUUAAGAAGACCCUCUUUAUAGAGUGCCUAGGGCAGAAGGCUCUCAAUGCCUGCUGUGCGAGUGAGAGCGAACCAGCGUCUUGUCUUGGCAAUGCGCUUCGGAUGCCUAACUCUGCCGAAGCAUCGGCAACUACUUCAGAAGCUGGCCCUACGUCAUCGUUGUCGUCCGAGGCUGCCGUCAGUACAGCUACGGCCGAGGCACCCCGUGUGACCAAGGCUCCCUCCGGCAAUGCAGCCUGCGCGAGUGUCUCCGAGUCUUUGAGCAUCUGCAACAGCUUGAGCCCAGGCGUAGUGUCCUCUUCAUUCCUCUUCCAGGCGCCCUGCCUGUGCUAUAACGCCAACUACAAGUUCGACCCGAGCAUUUACGAUGAACCCUUUUCAAACUGCUUGGCAUACUAUUCCACUGCGUCACCGUCCUUCUACGCCUCGCUUGCGGCGUCUUCGAUUGGCUCCAAGCCGUGUGCUAGUAUCGGCGAUGUAGUCAAGUCUUGUUCUGAGGCAGGAUCAUGCACGCCUGUUGAGACGGGAACUCGCAGCGAUAGGUCGAUAACGUCUGGCAGCAGUGAUCAUGGAUCAACUUCAACACUGGUUCCACUGACAAUAACCACGUCUACUAAGAAUGCAGGGCAGAUAGUUUCGUCCGGAGAUGCAAGUAUAGUCGGAGUUGUACUGGUAUGGGUAUUGUACUUGUUCUAA